This is a messenger RNA of Linum trigynum, 2365 nucleotides long. The record is from the annotation of a GenBank genome assembly. Lineage: Eukaryota; Viridiplantae; Streptophyta; Magnoliopsida; Malpighiales; Linaceae.
UUCCAACAACAAUCAUUCCAACCGCAAGGUGGUCAAGGGUUCCAACAACAACAAUCCGAUAAGUUUGCGAAAUUUGAAGACCUAGUUACCACAUUUGUGAGUACUAGUUCCUAAAAGUUUGAGAAGAUCGAGCAAUUCAUGGAUGUAGAAACAAACAGUUUUCUUCUGUUGAGACGGGUCUAAGAAGCCAUCAAGCAAGUCUUCAAAACAUGGAGUCUCAAAUCGGCAAUCUUGCCGGGAUCCUUACCGAGAGACCAAGGGGAUCUCUACCUCCCCAAACUAUUGCCAACCCCAAGGAUCAAAAUGCCAGGUUGAAUGUUAUUCUCUUGAGGAGCAGGAAGGUAACUCCGGAUGUUGUUGCUAAGGAGGUAAUCAAAGAAGAAAAGACCCCUCCAACAGUUGAUGAUCAAGAACUCCCGGAAGGAGAAGGGGGAGAGGAUAAGAAGGCAUUGCCAAAGCCACCACUAGUGGCUGAGUACGAGCCUCCUAUUCCUUUACCUACGAGAGUGCACAAGGACCAGUUGGAGGCGGAAUGUGGAAAGUUCAUGGAGAUUCUCAAGUAGCUCCACAUUACAAUUCCUUUCUUGGAGGCGAUGGUGUACAUGCCAAGGUAUGCCAAGUACCUAAAGGGGCUUCUUGCGAAGAAGCAAAAGUUUGAAGAACUCGUAAUCGUCACCUUAGGCGAGGAGUGCUUGACCUUCAUUCAGAACAAGUUGCCUAAAAAGCAACAAGAUCCAGGUAGUUUCACUAUCCCUCUUUGCAUCGUAGCAUAUGCCAUAUAGAAAAUUUCUUGGCGGAUUUAGGUGCAAGCAUGAUUCAGGCCCAAAUGUACACAUUUUACCCCUCAUUUCUUAUUCUUUUAGCUUAGUAUUUCAUCGUUCAUCGAUAUAUUUCACGGCAGGUUGUGCUUGUUUUGAUACAUUUCAGGUCCUAGCACGUGUGGAAGGGUCGAGGACGAGUUUUGGGAUAUUUAGAGGUCAAAAAGCGCAGAAACCGAAGAAAAGUGUGAUGACCGUGACAAUUGCCCCAUAACAGUGAAGUGAAGGCGUCCCAGGAAACAACCGCAAUUCAUGGCCGGAUAAGGCAGUUCAUGGUCUCCUAAGACCGUGAACAUGGACCACAAGCUAUGUACAUCGAGCAGUCCAGCGAGGUUCGUGAAGUUACUGACGACAAGGCAGUUCACGAUCUCUAAGACCGUGAACUGGGGCCAUUGACCGUGAACCCAGGCGAGUGAAGCGGCACUUUUUGGACGACACCGAGGUCAAGGACGGGUUUAGGUGUUCACGACUGUGAACUGGUCACUCUCGGGCAAAUAUGAACACAACGGUGGGGAGAGACAAAGGAGAGCCGGUUUUUCUGGAGAAGAAACACUUUCUUUCUCUAGGGUGUCAACCUAAACACCAAAGGGGAGUUCUAGUGAGAGAGAGAGAGUGCUAGAGUGAUCUUGGAGCAUCAUUGGUGGCUUGGGUGGAAGAUUCAAGCCUAGAAGAAGAAGAAGAUCUUGAGCUCAAAUUUGUAAUCCCUCUCUCUCUAGAAACUCACUCUUUUCUCUUUAGGUGUUGUAGAUCCCUAACUAAUACUUUGUAAGUACUUGUUUAGAUUGAAUGAUUAAGUGUGGGUUUGCAUCAAUUUGAGUAUUAGAGGUGUUUUUAUGGUGAUUGUGCAUGCUCAUGGUUAGCAAUCUAAGGGUUGUGCAUGUUUUGUGCUUAGCAUCCUUAGGUUUGUGCAUUUUGGUGCUUAGCAACCUAAGGAUUGUGCAUAAUUGUGCUUAGCACCCUUAGGUUUGUGCAUGUUGGUGCUAGCAAUCUAAUUAGCCACAUUAGCCUAGCUUAGAGAGGAAAAUACCCUUUUGAGGGAGACUCAAUCGAGUUGGUUUUCCUUCCGCUUUCUAAGCCACCUAAACUAGGUUAAGUUAGGGCAACCCUCAAUAUUGAGUUAAGCAAAUCGGUUAAUCGUGAUCAAGUCGUCCAACCUUAGAGUUGAGUGAGGGAGUAAGUGAACUACCGAUUGUCUAAACCGAGAGGGUCGAGUGACACGGCCUUUCAUGCUUACCUCGGUCUAGCAAUUGAGAUUGUGGUCUCCAACCAUAUAUGCAUCCCUCUACGGUUCACGAUUACCAGUUUGCAUCUAGGUUGGUUGCAAUUAAGCCGCUCAAACUCCGGUUUGAUGGAGUGACCUAGGCAACCACUAGUGACUGAGUGAGAGGAUCGAUCCAGUGACAAAUCGACCUCCAGUGAAUCGAUCCCGUGACAAAUGGAUCACUAGUUGCUCCUCCUAGUGCUUCCCCUAGAUUUGGUGAGUGGAUCGAUCCCGUGACAAAUCGAUCGCUAGUGAUUCGAUCCCGUGAUAAAUCGAUCCCUAGUGA